This is a messenger RNA of Rhizopus microsporus ATCC 52813, 1419 nucleotides long. RefSeq names its product MgtE-domain-containing protein. The transcript is spliced from 8 exons. Gene Ontology annotation, cellular component: plasma membrane. Gene Ontology annotation, molecular function: monoatomic cation transmembrane transporter activity. The record is from RefSeq and is a predicted model, not a curated record. NCBI's taxonomy places the organism in Eukaryota, Fungi, Mucoromycota, Mucoromycetes, Mucorales, Rhizopodaceae. Bases 1 to 1419 code for a protein of 472 amino acids. Gene Ontology annotation, biological process: monoatomic cation transport.
AUGUUAAAGAAUGAACAAAGACACCAACACAAAGACUAUAUCGAGCUAUCCAUAAAGAACGACGAAGACGAACCUCCUGAUCACGAAGAGACAGAUGAGAAGAACCAACAGACAGAAGCUUUAUUAACAAAGGAAGAACCACAGAAUUACCAAGAAAAUGGUAGUAGUAGUUCUGAUACAUUCUUGUAUUAUGAAGAAACAGAUAAAAAAGAAGAUUCAAAUGAGAAUUCACUUGCGAUACAAGCAUUUCCUUCUUUAAUCAUUUCAAUGGUUGGGCUUAUAUUUGCUGGUGAUCUUAUGGAUGAGUUUCAGAGUUCGGAUGUAUUUUUAAAGACCCCAGAAUUAUUUAUCUUGUUGCCUAUUCUAUUAAAUCUCAAAGGAAACUUGGAAAUGAACUUGGCUGCUCGUUUUUCAACUUCGUCUAACCUUGGUGAACUGGAUUAUGGAACGACUCGUCGGUCACUCAUUCUGGGAAAUCUUUCUUUGUUACAAGUACAAUCACUUGUGGCUGGUGCCAUCGCUGGUCUAGCUUCAUUUGCACUUGGGCUGAUAACAAGACCAGGAAGUAAUUAUCCAAGUUAUUACGAAAUGAUGUUUAUGACAGCCAGUGCUAUGGUCUCUGCUUCUUUUUCUGCAGCUAUCCUGGGUAUAUUCAUGUGUGCCCUGAUCGUGCUCUGCCGGAAAUUAAAUAUUGAUCCUGAUAAUAUCGCUUGCCCCAUGGCGUCUUCAACAGGAGACAUCGUUACACUAGUAUUACUGGCAGUGUGUGCAUCCUUACUCCAGCAUCAAAUGGAGACUAUCCUCAGCACAGUAAUUGUCGUUGGCAUGUUGGCCAUGAUACCAUUAUUUAGCAUCAUUGUUUGGAGAAACAAACACGUCAAGGAUUUACUGUUUGCAGGAUGGACACCAAUCAUAUUGGCCAUGGUAAUUUCAAGUCUAGCAGGAAUACUCUUGGAAGAAUAUGUAGAGGAAUAUAAAGGCAUUGCCCUAUUAACACCAGUAUUGAUUGGGUUAGCGGGAAAUCUUGGAUCUAUUUAUGCAUCUCGAAUCAGCACUUGUCUUCACGCUGAAACAAAAGAAAGCUACAAGACGGUUGAAUAUACCUUAUUGAUCAUGAAUUUACCGGUUCAAGCUAUAUACAUGUUUAUAAUUUGGAUCUUUGGUUUGGGUAGACUACAGUAUAACUUUUGGUUUUUCAUCACAUAUUUUAUUGUAUCCAUGCUUUCUGCUUGGAUUUCAUUAAAGAUCGGCAAGUUUAUGACGAUUGUAUUUUGGAAGAUGGGCUAUGACCCUGAUAAUUAUGUGAUACCCUACCUUACGGCAUGUAUUGAUGUCAUUGGAACCAUCUUACUCGUGGUUACCUUUUCAGUUUUAACAUCAACAGGCGCAACAGAUAUGUCUGUGUCAGCUGCACCAUGA